Molecule: messenger RNA, 154 nt
Organism: Sphaeroforma arctica JP610
Lineage: Eukaryota; Ichthyosporea; Ichthyophonida
Exons: 1
Biological process (GO): L-tryptophan biosynthetic process
Cellular component (GO): cytoplasm
Molecular function (GO): tryptophan synthase activity
Source: RefSeq, a predicted model, not a curated record
GUCCUCGUGCCACGUGGCGGAGGGACUGACCAAGUACGCCGGAGGGGCAAGGAUUUGGCUCAAAAGAGAAGAUCUCAACCACACCGGAGCACACAAAAUCAACAACGCCAUUGGACAAGCCCUCAUUGCCAAGCGUAUAGGUAGGCGUGUUUAG